Messenger RNA from Colletotrichum navitas, 801 nucleotides. RefSeq lists its product as uncharacterized. Lineage: Eukaryota; Fungi; Ascomycota; Sordariomycetes; Glomerellales; Glomerellaceae. The transcript has 2 exons. Bases 1 to 801 code for a protein of 266 amino acids. The record is from RefSeq and is a predicted model, not a curated record.
AUGGACGUGAUUGUCAAGGCCAAGGGCGCUACGUCGGCGUCAGACUGGCGCCGAACAAAUAUUGAAGUUUACGCGCCUCUGAAGAAUUGGAUGCUUGACCCUUUAACGGCCGUGCUGAUGCGCCCCGUCUUGUUAAGACCUCAUCCAUCUUGGAAGACUCUGAUGGCUCUUAUUCUGGACCCUAUCGUUGGCACUGUUUGCUUUCUUUGGCCCUGUCGCUUGCUGUCAACGAUACCAACAACCCCUGCCUUUCACUCAAGCAACUGCAAGUUUGCCGACCUAGUCAGCGAUACAACUCUGGACGCCAGUCUUAUUGAGCCUCUCACAAGCGGCCAAGUGGACGAUGUGGCAGGAGGCAUGCGACUGGCUGCAUCCCCAUAUGCAGCCAACCUUAGGCCGUCAUUUAGGGGCCAUCAUCUUGGGUUCCAGGAAAUCCAAGACACCCCCGCUGCCAAAACGAGAAAGACACCAGCUUCCAGACCGAACUUCUCAGCGAACCCAUCUCCCACGAGGCAAUUACCUACGCGUCUCGUACGCUAUCCCAAUAGCAACACCACCCCUAGGCAUUGGGGGUUAACUGCGGCGCACGAUUGGCCGUCGUUUGCCUCCCUUGAAUCUCUCCAUCUCAAGUUAAGGCAGGAUGAGCGUCCAGAAGGGCGCAUCGGGGUGCUACCCAGACGUCUCGGCGUCUCUGUCUGCUUAUUCACUCAACUCUUCGCAGCCAUGGAUCCAUUAGGGCAGGAUCCGGGCUUUCCAGGCAAGCCCGUGUGUACAAAUACUUCAUGGAGCACUCCCCAUUGA